Phacochoerus africanus (Common warthog) is the source of this 1650-nucleotide messenger RNA. RefSeq names its product F-box protein 48 (gene FBXO48). Gene Ontology annotation, molecular function: protein binding. The transcript has 4 exons. Gene Ontology annotation, cellular component: SCF ubiquitin ligase complex. NCBI's taxonomy places the organism in Eukaryota, Metazoa, Chordata, Mammalia, Artiodactyla, Suidae. Gene Ontology annotation, biological process: SCF-dependent proteasomal ubiquitin-dependent protein catabolic process. The coding region runs from base 639 to 1094 and encodes 151 amino acids. The record is from RefSeq and is a predicted model, not a curated record.
CCGAGUCAGCGAGGCGGGGCUAGAGUGGGCGGGACCUGAGAGACCAUGGAGAAGGAUUCGAAUUCUGGAGGAUUUAAAUCGCUGAAGGAGAGUUCGCUGCGACCCUGUAGGUAGGAGAGUCUUUCCUUCCGGCUGACGCCGGGUGGGCGUGCUAGGGGGCGAGGACCCGGUGUUCGAAGAGUCUACGCUCGUUCCGCCUGAGCGGCAGUGACAGUUCGUGCUGACGGUUGUUAUUGUUGUUUACUUGUCAUUGCCCCUUGAUCUGUGGACUAUGGCAUCAGCAAUCUGCACGGGGCACGCCAGUAGGGUGGCUCAGAUGGGACGUGGGGUCAUUCCUUCCGACCUGCGGGGUCCGCCUCGGGUGAGGGCUGCCGAGAGCCGGGUGUCUGCGCGGCCUUGCGAUCUCUCCGUCCGUGUGACACCUGAAAGAGGGUGAGCUCUCAUCUAACUAGAAAGCUUGCUUUCUUACUUCCCCAAACUCUGAAGAGGAAGUCCUCUCUUGAACUCGAACACUGAAAUUCUAACCAUUGUAACUAGUUGGGAUGAUGAACAGCCAAAUGAAUGGGAGCAUCUGUGGGCCUGGCAAGUCCAGAAACAAAUAGGUUACUUAUGAGGAUCAUUUACUAAAAUAUCAAGCUAUGAAGAAAAACUCCCAGAGGAACCAGCAUUCAAGAGAAUUGAGCUCAGUGGAUGCUGAGAAGGAAAAAAAAGAGAAUCAAAAUAACUUUGUUGAACUGCUGCCUCCAGAAGUUACUUUUAAAAUUUUCAGUCAGCUGGACAUCCGGAGUUUGUGCAGGGCUUCUAUGACCUGCAAGAGCUGGAAUCAAACAAUAAGACACAGCGACUCCCUGUGGAAACCUCAUUGCCUGACUGUGAGAGCUGUGUGCCAAAGAGAGAUAGAUGAUGAUCUAGAGAGUGGUUAUCCCUGGAGGGUAAUACUCCUGAGGAAUUACCAGAAGAGUAAAGUGAAACAUGAAUGGCUAAGUGGCAGAUAUAGCAACAUAUGUUCUCCCAUUAGCCUACCAGAAAAAAUCAUGUACCCAAUGGAUGCGGACACAUGGGGAGAAAUUCUAGAAGCAGAACUUGAAAGAUAAGAAAAACCACACACAGGUCUCCUGACUUUGAGAGUUUAAAAUGAAAAUGACUCUUAGGUUAUAAAAAAUAUAUCUUUAUCCGUCCAUUUUUUGUUUGCCUUUUUACUAUUUAAUACUUCAAAGAAAACUAAGUAUAAAAUAUUAUAAAAAUAGAACUUUGUUUUUAUUGUGCACUUUAGUUUUAAAAUGUUUCUGGUUUUACUGUAAUGUGGAAAAUCAUGAGCUGUUAUUUAUUAUAAGAAAUACUAUAUUGAUAGGGUGAUUUCAGAAUGUAUUGUUUCAUGUAUUUGUGUUAGUCUGUUGCAGUUCUUUAAUGAUAAGAGUUUGAUUGGUAUUUUCUGCUUCAUGAUUAUUCAGAAAUUCAGGAAACCAUUUGAAGAAACUGACUUAGAGACUUAUUCUUUAGCAGACAUAUCUAGGGUCAGAGAAGAUCCCUAAGUGAAAUUAAUAGCAAUAUGUUUAAAUGUAUAACAAAUUUAUAUUUCAGUCACUUUAAAUUUUCUAUUUCAGUGGAAUCAGAUUGAAUUGUCAAGCAUUAAAAUCCUUUGUAAAUGUG